CAGCUUCCCCCCGCGCCAGCUCCGCGGCCCGGCCCCGCGCUCGCUCCCGCCGCCGCUCUCCGCCGCCGCCUUUUCUUCUCGGCUCCGCCGCGGGGCCUCCCUUACUCUCUCUAUCCGUCCGCUCCAAGCCGUCCUCGGCCGGCGGUCGCCAGGCCAAGCGGGAAGGGGCUCCCGGCGGCGGGCCCGGCGGCCAGGAUGUCAGGAGGGGACUCGGCGGCGGCGGCGGCCACGGCCUCCCCGCAGCCGCUGCCGUUCUCCCUGCCGAAGCCCCCUCCCCUCAUGCAGCUGACGCCGGGGGACGCCGUCCGUCCCGUCGCCUCGGCCGCCGACCAAUCACCGAAGGGCACCCGGCUGGCGGGCCGCCCCGAUUGGCCGGCCGGCAAGCCAGUCAGCCUGCUGGCCCCGCUGCUCCCGCCCCGCGGGGAGCCCGAGCCGCUGAUGCCCUUCGGCCCCUCGUCGCGGCAGCCACUCAGAGGGCGCCUUCUUGGCAGGUGCGGCGGGGGCAGCCUGCUCAGCCCCUCCAUGCGGCCCGGCGCCGUGGACCGCAGCUCUCUCAUGAUGGGACACCCAGGGAUGCCGCAUUACCCACCCAUGGGAAUGCACCCUAUGGGCCAGAGGCCACCAAAUAUGCCCCCGGUUCCACAUGGCAUGAUGCCUCAGAUGAUGCCCCCCAUGGGAGGACCACCAAUGGGGCAGAUGCCUGGAAUGAUGCAGUCAGUAAUGCCUGGAAUGAUGAUGUCUCACAUGUCCCAAGCUGCAAUGCAGCCUACGGUUCCGCCAGGGGUGAACAGCAUGGAUGCACAAGUAGGUGUAACACCUCCUGGAACUCAGACAACACAUCCCGUGGUUUGUGCAGCUCAGCAAACAGCCACAACCAACAGUUCAGGCACUGAGGAGCACUCUAAACAGAAAUCAACAUGGACAGAGCACAAAUCACCUGAUGGAAGAACCUAUUACUACAACACUGAAACGAAGCAGUCCACGUGGGAAAAGCCAGACGACCUCAAAACACCUGCUGAGCAAUUGUUGUCUAAGUGUCCCUGGAAGGAGUACAAAUCUGAUUCUGGAAAGCCAUACUACUACAAUUCCCAGACAAAGGAAUCGCGCUGGGCAAAGCCCAAAGAACUCGAGGACCUCGAAGCAAUGAUCAAGGCUGAAGAAAACAGCACCAAGACUGAAGACUCUGCUUCAACAACAACCGCUACAGCAGAUGCAGCAAACGCAGCCGCCGCAGCCACUGCCGAGGCCGCCACAGCUGGUGCUGCCAGCACUGCAGCUGCAGCCUCUGAAGCAGAAACCGCUGCCGCCUCUGCUGCGGUAGAAAAUGAGAGCAGUGCUGCAGCCACAGCUGAGGAUCAGGGGCAGCAAGCAACUUCAGCACCUGCUGCGCAGGAACAGAGCGCGGAGAGCGCCGCUAGCGCGGCGGAUGACUCCAAGCAGGAGGGUUCGGCGGAUGCUUCUUCGAAGAAGGAGGCCGAUGAUGCACAACCAGUUAAAAAAACCUACACUUGGAAUACAAAAGAAGAAGCGAAACAGGCAUUUAAAGAACUCCUAAAAGAAAAGCGAGUACCAUCCAAUGCUUCCUGGGAGCAAGCCAUGAAAAUGAUCAUUAAUGAUCCUAGAUACAGUGCUUUGGCAAAGUUGAGUGAAAAAAAGCAAGCCUUUAAUGCUUACAAAGUUCAAACAGAAAAAGAAGAAAAAGAAGAAGCGAGAUCCAAAUACAAAGAAGCUAAAGAGUCUUUCCAGCGUUUUCUUGAAAACCAUGAAAAGAUGACAUCCACAACAAGAUACAAAAAAGCUGAGCAGAUGUUUGGGGAGAUGGAAGUCUGGAAUGCAAUAUCUGAGCGUGAUCGUCUCGAAAUUUAUGAAGACGUCUUGUUUUUUCUCUCUAAGAAAGAGAAGGAACAAGCCAAGCAGCUACGAAAGAGGAACUGGGAAGCUCUGAAGAACAUACUGGAUAACAUGGCUAACGUCACUUACUGCACCACGUGGUCGGAGGCUCAGCAGUAUCUGAUGGACAACCCGACGUUUGCAGAAGAUGAGGAGCUUCAGAAUAUGGAUAAGGAGGAUGCGCUGAUCUGCUUUGAGGAACACAUCAGGGCACUGGAAAAAGAGGAGGAAGAGGAAAAACAGAAAAGUUUGCUUAGAGAAAGACGGCGGCAGCGGAAGAACAGAGAAUCUUUUCAGAUCUUUUUGGAUGAGCUGCACGAGCAUGGACAGUUACAUUCAAUGUCCUCUUGGAUGGAGUUGUACCCAACCAUAAGCUCUGACAUCAGAUUCACCAAUAUGCUUGGUCAACCUGUUUCUUCAUCAGGAUCAACAGCACUUGAUCUCUUCAAGUUCUAUGUUGAAGACUUAAAAGCACGUUACCAUGAUGAAAAGAAGAUCAUAAAAGACAUCUUAAAGGAUAAGGGAUUUGUGGUUGAAGUGAAUACUUCUUUUGAAGACUUUGUUACAGUCAUCAGUUCAACUAAGAGAGCUACAACAUUGGAUGCAGGAAAUAUCAAGCUGGCUUUCAAUAGUCUGCUGGAAAAGGCAGAAGCCCGGGAAAGGGAAAGGGAAAAAGAAGAAGCUCGCAAAAUGAAGCGGAAAGAGUCUGCCUUCAAGAGUAUGCUGAAACAAGCUACUCCUCCCAUUGAGUUGGAUGCUGUCUGGGAAGAUAUCAGAGAUAGAUUUGUGAAGGAACCAGCGUUUGAAGAUAUCACUCUAGAGUCCGAAAGAAAAAGAAUAUUCAAAGACUUCAUGCAUGUACUAGAGCACGAGUGUCAGCAUCAUCAUUCAAAGAACAAGAAGCAUUCUAAAAAAUCCAAAAAGCAUCACAGGAAGCGCUCUCGCUCUCGCUCGGGCUCGGAGUCUGAGGAUGAUGACAGCCAUUCCAAGAAGAAAAGGCAGCGUUCAGAAUCUAGAUCUGCUUCCGAGCGUUCUUCCAGCGCAGAAUCUGGUAUGAGACUUUUCAAAAGUUUCUUUGCUUUAAAAUUACUGAUACUGGUUUAUUGCUGGGUGAUUAUAAUUGUAUUGAUUUCCGCCCCCUGCCUUCGUUUGUUUGCAGAGAGAAGUUAUAAGAAGUCAAAAAAACACAAGAAAAAGAGCAAGAAAAGAAGACAUAAGUCUGAUUCACCAGAAUCUGAUAUUGAACGAGAAAAAGACAAAAAAGAAAGAGAGAGAGAAAGUGAAAAGGAUAGAGCUAGACAAAGAUCUGAAUCAAAACAUAAAUCUCCGACUAAAAAACGACCUGGAAAAGAUUCUGGCAACUGGGACACGUCGGGCAGCGAGCUGAGCGAGGGCGAGCUGGAAAAGCAGAGGCGGACGCUUUUGGAACAACUGGAUGAAGAUCAAUGAGAACGUUAUUUAUACCAAAUAUGUUUACAUUGUGGCAUAAUAAAAGAAACCGAUGUCUCAUUCAGGACGUGGGUUCCGAUAUCCUGAGUUCCAUUGUUGAAAUCACGGCGGGUUUUAAUUUUACCACAUCGAUGCAUCCGAGUACUCUUACCUGCGCCAAACCUAGGAAAGCGAACGAGAUCCCGAGUUCGAGCUGAAUGUCGCCGGGCAGCACGGGCGCCCUGCUCCCCCGGAGGGAGCCCCGGAAGGGAACGGCGCGAUGGAAGACGGCUCGGGGCUCGUGGAGCUGCAGGCUGAGCAGAGCAGAGCGCUGGCACCUUUCUAGCAAAGCAGCGACGCGGUGCCCUCCUUCCUAGAAAGGCAGUAACUGUUCUUCCCGGCCGCGCGGGCAGGUAGAGCUUCAUUUUUUUUUAGAAAGAUGCUUAAUAUAGUUUCUUGUGGCUUAAUUUGUUUUACGAAUUUGUUAUUAUUUCUCAAAGGGGGAAGGCAAUGGGGUUAAUGAAUCCGUUUCUCGAUCUGUACUGCAAAGAACUGUCAGCUAUUGGAAUGGCUCCUUUGGGAGCCGCGUUGGUAGCCAAAGCCGUUCCGAGCGCUCGUGUGAAGCAGAAGGCUGCUGAGAGCUUCGUGUCUCCCCAUCACCUCCAGGGGAGCUUUUCUGGUGAAUGAAACGUGGACGUGGCUGCGCUCAGCCCUCCCUUGUGGCAGCAGCAGAGGGUGCUGCCGCUCACAGCCGCCUUCCGCGUUCGCAUCGAGCCGGUACGGAACAGCUACGGCUGCGAUCUCUGUGCUUACCUUCACACGAUCAAAACUAAAAAUCAAACUGUAAAUAAUUUUUGAGAUGUUGCCUUACGAACCUGCUGAAGAAUGUACCACCGUGUUUGCAACAGCAGCUGCAGUAUCUGUGUAGGACGUCAGCGUUUGCCAAGCCCUCCUGGGGGAGCAGCUCCGGCUCCGCCCGCGCCGUGCCGCUGUGGUACUCCUUCUGCAACCUCGGAUUGGAAUAUUUUUGUACAUUUUUAUCAAUUAUUAAACCUUGUCUUCUAGUGUG
This is a messenger RNA of Numida meleagris (helmeted guineafowl), 4387 nucleotides long. RefSeq names its product pre-mRNA processing factor 40 homolog A (gene PRPF40A). The transcript has 25 exons. The coding region runs from base 196 to 3339 and encodes 1047 amino acids. Gene Ontology annotation, cellular component: U2-type prespliceosome; U1 snRNP. The record is from RefSeq and is a predicted model, not a curated record. Lineage: Eukaryota; Metazoa; Chordata; Aves; Galliformes; Numididae. Gene Ontology annotation, molecular function: protein binding; RNA binding. Gene Ontology annotation, biological process: mRNA cis splicing, via spliceosome.